CCCAUCCGGGUCGAGGAGGCCAAGGCCAUGGCCGAGACGGAGGAGCGGAGCCUGGACAACUUCUUAGCCAAGAGGGACAACAAGAAGAAGAAGGAGCGAAGCAACCGGGCAGCGAGUGCCGCGGGCGCCACGGGUGCCGCUGGCGGGAGCAGCGGAGCCGCCGGCGCGGCGGGCAGUGGGGCGGGCGUGGGGGCCCGGCCGGGCGACGGCGGGACCGCGGGGGCCGUGGGCCCUGGGGCCGCCACCAAGGCCGUGACGAAGAAUGAAGAUGAGUGGAAAGAAUUUGAGCAGAAAGAGGUGGAUUACAGCGGCCUCAGAGUUCAGGCAAUGCAAAUAAGUGAAAAGGAAGAAGAUGAUAGGGAAAAAAGAGAAGAUCCUGGUGAUAAUUGGGAAGAAGGCGGAGGUGGUGGUGGUGGUGUAGAAAAAUCUUCAGGUCCCUGGAAUAAAACAGCUCCGGUACAAGCACCUCCUGCUCCAGUAAUUGUUACAGAAACCCCAGAACCGGCAAUGACUAGUGGUGUGUAUAGGCCUCCUGGAGCCAGGUUAACCACAAUAAGGAAAACACCACAAGGACCACCAGAAAUAUACAGUGAUACACAGUUCCCAUCCCUGCAGUCCACUGCCAAGCAUGUAGAAAGCCGAAAGGAUAAAGAAAUGGAGAAGAGCUUUGAAGUAGUAAGACACAAAACUAGAGGUAACUAGACCACCGCUAACCACCAUGAACAGCCAUUCUUCAUCUGAUCUCUGCUGGACCGACAGCAACCGAUGCAGACCCCUCGAUAUAAGUGACCGGCCCUAUCGCACUAUGGAAGUUUCAAGUGUCACAACUGCUCUGUGUAUAUUGAAUUUAGGAGGAUUUUCAUUAUUAUAAAUGUGUGAACUAGAUUCAGCAGUGUUCUCUCAUAAUAAUUACUCUGCAAAUACAAAAAACCCCCACAAAAACAAAACACAAACCCACAAAAAACGGCAGCCAGUGGUCAUUUCAAAAUCUUUUUAUGUUCAGAUUCUGAGCCUUUGUAAGGUUUACUACCUCAGAUAUGCUGUACUCAUGUGGAUCACAACUUGUGGAUUAGAACGUUACAGCUCUUAAGUGGCGAUAUGGAACUUACAACCAGCUCUACUGGAUUCCUAUCAGAAAUCCUGCAGAGAGUCAGCGUCUGGGUUCUGAUCUGCUGUAAAAGAUGAAGAUUUAAGUGACCUUAACUAACCUGUCCUGUGCCCCACCCUCCGGGAAUG
This is a messenger RNA of Eptesicus fuscus (big brown bat), 1236 nucleotides long. RefSeq names its product protein CDV3 homolog. NCBI's taxonomy places the organism in Eukaryota, Metazoa, Chordata, Mammalia, Chiroptera, Vespertilionidae. Gene Ontology annotation, cellular component: cytoplasm. The record is from RefSeq and is a predicted model, not a curated record.